Messenger RNA from Trichoderma gamsii, 867 nucleotides. RefSeq names its product ATPase. The transcript has a single exon. NCBI's taxonomy places the organism in Eukaryota, Fungi, Ascomycota, Sordariomycetes, Hypocreales, Hypocreaceae. Gene Ontology annotation, molecular function: ATP hydrolysis activity; ATP binding. The record is from RefSeq and is a predicted model, not a curated record. The coding region runs from base 1 to 867 and encodes 288 amino acids.
AUGUCGACUCAGCAGCAGAAACCACCUCAAAUCGUGACCAAGAGUCUCUCCUACACCUUUCCAGACUUUUCCACGGGCGUUCAGAACAUCACUCUUGAUCUGCCUCCGCGCUCACGAACGCUUCUGAUUGGUGCCAACGGUGCCGGCAAGACGACUCUUUUGCGUCUUCUGGCUGGAAAACGCCUGGCCCCGGGAGAUGCCAUUUCCAUCUGUGGCGUCGAUCCCUUCAAAGACGGCCUCGAAGGCGUCACGUAUCUCGGUCUCGAGUGGGUGCUCAACCCUAUUGUGCGCAACGACAUUGGCGUCGUGGAGCUGCUUCGGUCUGUUGGCGGUGAUGCUUACCCCGAGCGCCGUGACGAGCUGGUUGACAUGCUUGAUAUCGACAUCAACUGGCGUAUGCACGCCGUGUCCGAUGGUGAGCGUCGCCGAGUCCAGCUGGCAAUGGGUCUUUUGCGUCCUUGGACCGUGCUCUUCUUGGAUGAGAUCACUGUUGAUCUUGAUGUUCUGACUCGUUAUGAGUUCCUUGCCUGGCUGAAGCGUGAGACGGAGAACCGAGAGUGCACAAUCGUCUAUGCUACUCACAUCUUGGAUAAUCUGGCUGGUUGGCCUACCCAUCUCGUCCACAUGCAUCUCGGCACUGUCAAGGAGUGGGACACGGCAGAAAACAUGCUGCACGCCGUUGAUUCAAGCGUUGGGGCCACUGGCAAUAGCCGUCUCGGAGAGUUGGUCAUGGGCUGGUUGAGAGACGACCUAAAGGAGAGAGGACCGAGAAGCCAAGUCAACCGUGCUCCUGAAGGCAAGACUUAUGGCUUUGGUGCCAUCAAGAUUGGAGGAUAUGGCGAUGAGUCCAAGCAAAGGGAGAACUAA